GGCUCAGAGACUGGCGGCGGCCCGCCCCAGGUCACACAGGCAGCGGGCACCGUGCCACCAUGGAGCUGGGCCCUCUGGAAGGCAGCUACCUGGAGCUCCUCAGGAGCAACAUUGAUCCCCUGCAGCUCUAUCACUUCUACGACCAGGUGGACCUGGCUGAAGAAGAAGCCACUGAACUCUGCUCAGAGCCCGACACGGACACCAUCAACUGCGACCAGUUCAGCCGGCUGCUCGGGGAGAUGGAAGGGGACGAGGAGAGCAAGGAGGCUUACGCCAACAUCGCGGAUCUGGACCAGUACGUGUUCCAGGACUCCCAGCUGGAGAGCCCAAGCAAAGACAUUUUCAUAGAGCACAUGGGAUCGGAAGAAGUGGCCGGUGAGAUCCUGGAGGCACUGGUGGAAACAGGGCAGAAAAGUCAGAAGAGACCUUUCCCAGGGGACCUGCCUGUGGCCCGGAAGCACAGGAAGCUGGACGAGCCUCCCGCUGGGCUCACUGUGACCGGCAGCUUCCUGGUAGGCCCAGGGGUCAACUCCACGGCCUUACCCUGCCAGAAGUUACCCCUUCCCCUCAGCCAGGAGCCAGUGCCUCGCCUGACCAGGCUGGAGGAGACAGCCCUGAUGCUGGCCGCUGGCUCCAGGCCCGUGUUCAGCUGCGUGCACCUCCCUGAUGGAUGUGUCCAGCUCCUGCCUGCCCUCACCGCUCUGUCCCAGGGUCUCUGUCAAACCCCAGGGGCCGGGGCAGGACUCUCUGAUCUUCUCAUCUACCAAGGCCAGAUGACCCAGGCCAGCCAAGUUCCCCCUGUCAGCAGCCUCCCCAAGUCCCCAGACCAACCUGGCUCCACCAGCCCUUUUGCCCCAUCGGCUACUGACCUGCCCAGCAUGCCGGAAGCAGCCCUGACUUGCCGUACAAAUAGGACAGAGGAUGAACUGUCCACGACCCAAAGCCCAGCUGAUCUCGAGUUCUCCAGCAAGACCCCCAAAUGGCCUGAGGCAGUGGAGCGGUACUGCCGCUCGCUGAGGGACCAGUACCUGGCGGAGCCCGGAGACCCGGAUGGCACCCUGGUGGAGGUGGAGCUCGUGUGGGCGCGGCUGGAGAGGAACAGCAGCAAGGGCCAAGAGAGGGAGCUGGCCACCCAGGACUGGACAGCCCGGCGGCUGGUCCGCGAGGGUCUGGCUGAGGUCCUGUUGGCCACCGGUGCCCUUCAACGGCCACGAAAUGAGACGCAGGUGACUGCCGUGCUGGGCAAGGCAGGCCAGGGCAAGAGUUGCUGGGCCCGGGCCGUGUGCCGGGCCUGGGCCUGUGGCCAGCUCCCGCAGUAUGAUUUGGUCUUCUACGUGCCUCGCCACCGCCUGGACCGCCCAGGGGCCAUGUACCGCCUGCGAGACCUGCUUUUCUCCGUGGGCCCACAGCCGCCCCCGGCAGACAGUGAGGUCUUCCGUCACAUCUUGAGGUGGCCCGACCGCCUCCUGCUCAUCUUGGAUGGCUUCGAGGAGCUGGAAGCCCAAGAUGGUCUCCUGCAUACAGGCUGUGGCCCUCCGCCCCCCGAGCCCUGCUCCCUCCGGGGGCUGCUGGCCGGCCUCUGCCAGCGCAGGCUGCUCCAGGGCUGCACGCUGCUGUUGACCGCCCGGCCGCGGGGCCGCCUGGCACAAGGCCUAGCCAAAGCCGACCGGCUGUUUGAGCUGGCCAGCUUUUCCCAGGGGCAGGCCGAGGACUGCGUCAAGCGCCACUUUGCGCGUUCGGCUGAGCACUGCACACGAGCCCUGGCCCUGCUGCGCCGCCAGCCCUUCCUGCUCAGCCACUGCCACAGCCCCGCACUGUGCCACGCCGUGAGCCAGCUCUGCGAGGCUCUGCUGGGGCAGGACCCAGAGGCCCAGCUGCCCUCCACACUCACAGGCCUCUUCGUGGCCCUGCUAGGCACAGCCGCCCGCGACAGCCCCCCGGGCGCCCUCAUGGCACUGGCCCAGUUGGCCUGGGAGCUGGGCCGUGGGCACCGCAGCACCCUGGGCAAGGCUCAGCUCCCGUCGGCGGAGGUUGAGGCCUGGGCCCUGGCCAAUGGCCUGCUUCGAACCUACCCUGGGGCUGAGGUGCCGGAGCUGGCCUUCUCCAGCUUCCCGCUACACUGCUUCCUGGGUGCCCUGUGGCUGGCACUGAGCAGUGACGUCAAGGACAAGGAGCUGCCACAGUAUUUGGCGUUGACCCCGCGCAAGAAGCGGCCCUACGACAACUGGCUGGAGGGCGUGCCCCGCUUCCUGGCUGGCCUGCUCUUCCAGCCAGCAGCCAGCGGCCUGGGUGCCCUGGCGGGGCCAGCAGCCGCCAAUCCAUCAGACAAGAAGCGCAAGGUACUCUCACGCUACCUGCAGCGGCUGCAGCCGGGGUCACUGCGGGCCAGCCGGCUGCUGGAACUGCUGCAUUGUCUCCACGAGGCUGGUGACGCCAAGCUCUGGCAGCAGGUGCUGCAGGGACUCCCGGCCCACCUCUCCUUCCUGGGCACGCGGCUGACGCCCCCAGAUGCCCACGUGCUGGGCAGGGCUUUGGAGGCGGCUGGCCGUGACUUCUCACUAGACCUCCGCAACACUGGCAUUGAUCCCGCUGGACUGGGGAGCCUCGUGGGACUCAGCUGUGUGUCCUGCUUCAGGGCCGCGCUGAGUGACACAGUGGGGCUGUGGGAGUCCCUGCAGCAGCGUGGGGAAGCCAGGCUGCUGCAGGUGGUAGAGGAGAAGUUCACCAUCGAUCCGUUCAAGGCGGAAUCCCUGAAGGAUGUAGAGGGCCUGGCCAACCUCGUGCGGCUCCAGAGGACCGCAAGUGCCUCGGAAGACGUCGCUUCCGACCUUCCUGCUGUCCGGCACCUAAAGAAGCUGGAGUUUGCGUUGGGUCCUGUCUCGGGCCCCCAGGCGUUCCCCACACUCGUGGCGGUCCUCACAGCGUUUUCCUCCCUCCAGCACCUGGACCUGGACUCUCUGAGUGAGAACAAAAUCGGGGACAAGGGUGUCGCCCAACUCUCUGCCACCUUCCCUCAGCUGAAGUCCCUGGAGACCCUCAACCUGUCCCAGAACAACAUCACUGAUGUGGGUGCCUGCAAGCUGGCAGAGGCCCUGCCCACCCUGGCUGCGUCCCUCCUCAGGCUGAGCCUGUACAAUAACUACAUCUGUGAUUCGGGAGCCAAGAGCCUGGCCCACGUGCUUCCCGACAUGGUGUCCCUCCGGGUGCUUGAUGUCCAGUACAACAAGUUCACGGCCGCCGGGGCCCAGCAGCUGGCCACCAGCCUGAAGAAGUGCCCGCAUGUCGAGACGCUAGCGAUGUGGACGCCCACCAUCCCAUUUGGAGUCCAGGAGCACCUGCAGCAGCUGGACUCUCGGAUCAGCCUGCGGUGACCUCAGCCACACCUGGGACAAGCACAUUCCGGAGACUUGGACCAUGCUGGACCUUGGACAGCUUGGCUGUGGACCAAGUUCUCUUCAGCAUCUCCCACACACCUCAGCGUCCUGGCGCCUAGCCCCUGCCGGCUCAGGGCUGGCCUGCCCACACUGCUGAGUGAACUUCAGGGGCUCUGGGGUCCUGUGGGGCCCAGACUGAUGCCAGACUCACAAAUAAGCAACGAUGUGCCCAGAAGUCAGGAGCCAGGGGCAGCUGUGGCCCACUCAGGAGCCCUGCAGGCCACCAGCCACCCUGGCCCUGGCACUGUGGCCAGCUGAGAGCGAGGGCCCAUGGGGGCAGUUCUGCCUCCCCAGUGGGACCUGCUUAAGAGGAAGCACUUCGCCAGCCCUCCAGCAGGGAGGACGCAUGGCGCUCUGGGGGCAGCCGGCUGUAGAGGGCAGCAGGCCUACCAGCUCCCCGAGCACCGACUGGCAGGGAUGUGUGGCUGCUGCUUUCGGCCUGGGGACUCAGCUUUGCACUGACUUUGUUUGCCAGAGACCAAAGCCAUGCCUGGCCAGCCGCACUUGGCCUUGGAUGGAAGCAGCCAAUUGUACACUAAGGGUGGUGGUGGAGGGGGGGAAUGGGAGAUUGGUACCACAUCUGCCUUUUU
Echinops telfairi (small Madagascar hedgehog) is the source of this 4024-nucleotide messenger RNA. It is a transcript of the gene CIITA, whose product is annotated as class II major histocompatibility complex transactivator. Gene Ontology annotation, biological process: positive regulation of MHC class I biosynthetic process; positive regulation of transcription by RNA polymerase II; positive regulation of MHC class II biosynthetic process. Bases 60 to 3371 code for a protein of 1103 amino acids. The record is from RefSeq and is a predicted model, not a curated record. Gene Ontology annotation, molecular function: ATP binding; protein binding. NCBI's taxonomy places the organism in Eukaryota, Metazoa, Chordata, Mammalia, Afrosoricida, Tenrecidae. The transcript has 20 exons.